UUGCAUGCUAAGGUUUGUAUUUCCAAAAUAAAUUGACCAUAAUAAAUAAUAGUUAUCACAAUCUAGAGAUAACUAGAGAUAAUUACACUACAUUUUCUACUAAGAGUUUUCGCUACCUCCAUCACUUUCUUGUUGUUGCUUGGCGUCGAGCUCGGUGUUCAAUUGUCUUUCUUUUCUUCUUUUCAAUACUCCAUGACCUCCCCUGGCCAUUAUUGAUAAUCCGUAUAUAGUUAGACCAAAGAGAAGGAUGGACACUGUCCUCUGAGAGUAAUCUGCGAUGCGACUCCAAACCAUUUUAUUAUCAAUCCCAAUCAGACAGCCAUUUUAAUGGGCGUGGCUGGGUGUGGUUUGUAGAAUUACACAAUAUUAUCUCUGUUUGCUGAAGAUUCUUAUUUCUCAGUUUUUAAGUAAUUAUUAUGAUGCUCAGGAUCCUCAAGCAGGGUAGUACUGUAGCUCUGCGAGUGUCUCGACUAAUACACUCUAGUCAUGGGCUAAGAGCCGGAGGAGUGACUCAUCCACAAAUCACCACCCACUACUCAGUUGUUCCACGUCAUAAUGAUCCAAGAUGGGAGGGUAUUGAUAUGUCCCGAGAGGCUGAUGAGUGUGAUGUACUGAUUGUUGGUGCAGGGCCAGCUGGUCUAUCAGCAGCCAUUAGACUCAUGCAGUUGAGUGAGGAGAGUGGAGAGGAGAUAAGAGUUUGUGUUGUUGAUAAAGCUCCUGAGGUAGGAGCCCACACAUUAUCAGGUGCUGUCCUUGAGCCAAGAGCUCUUAAUGAGCUGUUCCCUGACUGGAAGGACAGAGAAGCUCCAUUACAUACUCCAGUCACAUCAGAUAGUAUGUAUUUUCUAACUGAAAAGAGACGGUUCCCCCUGCCUAUUAUUCCUGGCCUUCCCAUGCAUAAUCAUGGUAAUUAUGUGGUUCGAUUGGGUAAUUUCGUGAGGUGGUUGGGUGAACAAGCUGAGGCUCUUGGAGUUGAAGUAUAUCCUGGUAUAGCUGCUAGUGAG
Messenger RNA from Amphimedon queenslandica, 1004 nucleotides. RefSeq names its product electron transfer flavoprotein-ubiquinone oxidoreductase, mitochondrial-like. Gene Ontology annotation, molecular function: electron-transferring-flavoprotein dehydrogenase activity. Gene Ontology annotation, cellular component: mitochondrial inner membrane. Lineage: Eukaryota; Metazoa; Porifera; Demospongiae; Haplosclerida; Niphatidae. The record is from RefSeq and is a predicted model, not a curated record. The transcript has 4 exons. Gene Ontology annotation, biological process: electron transport chain. The annotation marks the transcript as partial.